AAACUUGCUUAUAUCUGCAUUAUGCAUUAUGCAGUAUACUUAAACCUUAUUGACUUCAAUUUCAAAUCUGAUAAGCGCUCGAUUUUUCACAUUUCAAUUAGCCAACUGUCAUUUACACUUAUCUAUCUAUGCAACCCUGUAUUUUUGUUUAUAAAGAGAGAGCUAGCAGAUAGUUCUGAUGCUUAAUGACCCCGGAAAUAUUUUUUCGAAUUUUCACCAGAUCCCAGAGAAAAACAAAGCAAAGAAACCAAAAGGGUUAUUGAAAUAGUUCUUAUUUCUUCAUGGCUACCAAGAUCAUAGCAUUAUUUUUUUUCUGCAUAUUUUUUUCUUGUGUCAAUACUUCCCAAGCCAUAGUUGUCUCAGACGAAUCGUUACGUAAUAUCAACUCCUGGUGCGAAAGUACACCCCAUCCGGAGCCAUGCAAGUAUUUCUUGAGCCAUGAUCUACAGGUGGAACCAAAAGACAGCGGCGAUUUCAGGAGAAUAAUGGUGGAAGUAGCUCUGGAGAAGGCCUUAAAAGAGCAAAAUGGCACGGAUAGGCUUGAAAAUCGAUGUGAUAGCAAGAGGAGAAGAGCAGCGUGGACUGAUUGCAACACAUUGUUCCAAAACACAAUUUAUCAACUCAACCAAACCCUCGAAGCCUUGAAAAAAAACACAAGCGUUUCUUUCAAUUUUGAUGCGCAGACUUGGCUCAGCGCUGCCUUGACGAAUAUUGAGGUAUGUCGUUCGGGUUCUGUAGAGCUAAAUGUUACCAAAUUCAUAGCUCCCAUUGUGUCGAAUAAUGUGUCAGAGCUGAUUAGUAAUAGCUUGGCAAUCAACGGAGCUCCUUCCGCGGAUGAGGAUCAAGGAGAAAAUAAUAAAGAUAAAGAUUUUCCGACAUGGUUUACUAGGAAAGACAGGAGACUCCUGCGAAGGAGAUCAUGGCCGUCGAGGGCGAACGUUGUGGUGGCCAAAGACAGGUCCGGGAAGUUUAGUUCAGUUCAAGCUGCUAUAAAUUAUGCAGCAAGAGUGAAGAAGAGAGAUUCGAGAUUCAUUAUAUAUGUGAAGAGAGGUGUUUAUCGCGAAAAUAUUGUUGUUCCGAAUACGCUGAGCAAGAUUAUGUUGGUUGGCGACGGGAUGAGGUACACAAUAAUCACUGGGAGCAGAAGUGUAGGUGCGGGAUUUACAACCUACAGCUCUGCAACUGCAGGGAUCGACGGAGUUGGCUUUAUUGCACGUAGCAUUACGUUCCGUAACACAGCUGGACCGCAGAAGGGACAGGCCGUGGCUCUUCGAUCAGCAUCUGAUCUCUCUGUAUAUUAUUCCUGUGCUUUUGAAGGAUACCAGGACACUCUUUUUGUUCUUGCACAACGCCAAUUUUACAAGUCAUGUUACAUUUACGGUACCAUAGACUUCAUCUUUGGAAAUGCAGCAGCUGUGUUUCAGAACUGCAUUAUAAAUGUCCGAAGACCGCUGCACGGCCAGAUAAACGUCAUAACGGCUCAAGGCCGGGCUGACCCGUACCAGAACACCGGUAUUUCAAUUCAUAGCUCACGUAUACAAGCUGCACCGGACCUUAGACCGGUGGUGAGAGAAUUCAACACAUACCUAGGACGUCCGUGGCAGCAAUAUUCGCGAACUGUUGUGAUGAAUUCCUUCAUCGACAGCCUGGUGAAUCCGCAAGGAUGGUUAGCCUGGCAAGAAUCGAAUUUUGCUUGGAAUACUUUGUAUUACGGGGAGUAUAAUAACUUCGGGCCAGGUUCUGUCACCGGAAAAAGAGUCAGGUGGCGCGGCUACCACGUUAUCAGAAGUGCGAACGAGGCAUCUAAGUUCACAGCAGCGAAGCUUAUAGCUGGUCAGGCCUGGUUAGCUUCCACUGGGGUGCCAUUUUACUUAGGGCUAUGAUCAUAUCUCAAUCACAUGCCAUUCAUUCUCAGAAUUGCUUUCAUUAGUUUAUUUUACAAAGUUCUGUAUAUUAUUUUUUAUAUAUACCUAUCAUCUUGAAAAUGAAAAAUCAUAUCGAUUUUUCUUUAACCAACUUGUAUGAGUUUCUCCUAUGUUGAUUGCUUGAUGUAAAGCGGAAACUAUUACUGUACAAGUCAAUCAUAUUCUUGUUGAA
Daucus carota subsp. sativus is the source of this 2097-nucleotide messenger RNA. Its product is annotated as probable pectinesterase/pectinesterase inhibitor 59. Bases 282 to 1883 code for a protein of 533 amino acids. Gene Ontology annotation, molecular function: pectinesterase inhibitor activity; pectinesterase activity. The transcript has 2 exons. Gene Ontology annotation, biological process: cell wall modification. Lineage: Eukaryota; Viridiplantae; Streptophyta; Magnoliopsida; Apiales; Apiaceae. The record is from RefSeq and is a predicted model, not a curated record.